AUGCAUCGACUUUUUGCUGAGCUGGAGCCAUCUGUAACCGUCACAGAGCAAAACCUGGCAGACCGAGUUCGGCAUAUCUUGCGCUCAAAUAUAUUUGAUGUCGCCGAACUCGAACGGCUACGACGUGAGGCUGUUCCCUCGUCGGGUGAGAAUGCUGCGGCUGAGGAUGCGGCGCCACAACUUGCAGAGCAAACGGCAAAUGUGGAUGCCGCCGUGAAUACCCCAGUUGUGGUUGAUUCAAACGAUGAUGGAACAGUCGCCCAGGAACUGGAACUAGAGCAUAUGAGGAGUACAUUGGAAGAGGCGAUUGUGGAAACGCGCAGUACGACUCUCGAAAAUCGACCGCGACUUCCCCGCAUAGCCCUAAGCAAGCGGAAUCGGGCUGUCGUGAGGGCUCUGAACCCAAUGCUGGUGACCUAUUUGGAAGCCAGCCGGGACCUUUGCGAGACGGACUCAAUUCUUUUUGGCGCCGCGCUGGCAGUCUGCCGUAUUAUAGGUGCCAAGCUUUCCACGGCUGGACGCGCUACUGGACAAAGUAGCGCUAUCCCAGCAUGGAGAAGAAGAAUUGAGGAAUGUAUCGCAAAGGCUAGAGCUCUCAUCGGCAGACUGAUAUGCUUCAGAUCAGGAGGCCAAGAAUUGUGCGCACCGUCAGGAUGGCGUUUGCUGGGACAAAUGUCAGUUUGUCCCAGCCGGAUAUAA
Molecule: messenger RNA, 699 nt
Organism: Parnassius apollo (apollo)
Lineage: Eukaryota; Metazoa; Arthropoda; Insecta; Lepidoptera; Papilionidae
Source: the annotation of a GenBank genome assembly